UUCUUCACAUGCAGCUAAGAUGAAGUCGAGACACAGGCAGCAGUUAGCGUUCAGCCUUCUGUUUGGGUUGUGGUUACCCUGCUGUUUAACACAGACCACACCAUCAAGCACAGCCGCCUCGCCAGCGCCCACCCCCUCCCCGUCCUCCCCGUCCCCCCAGCCCCAGACCGAGCGGCUAAAAGUCAGACUGGCCGGAUUCCCACGGAAACACAACGAGGGUCGGGUCGAGCUUUUCUACAAGGGAGAGUGGGGAACCAUCUGCGAUGACGACUUCUCGAUAACAAACGCCAACGUGCUCUGUCGCCAAAUGGGCUUCGUCUCGGCCACAGGAUGGACCCACAGCGCCAAAUAUGGCAAAGGACAAGGAAAAAUCUGGCUGGACAACGUGCAGUGUGGCGGGGGCGAGAGGAGCAUCGACGUCUGCAAGUCUCGCGGCUGGGGCAACAGCGACUGCACUCACGACGAGGACGCCGGAGUGGUGUGCAAAGACGAGAGGAUCCCGGGCUUUGUGGACUCAAAUGUUAUUGACGCUCACGUCGAUGAGAACAAGAUCGAGGUGGUGCGACUGCGCCCCGUGGUCGCCAUGGCCAAAAAGAAGAUGCCCAUCACCGAGGGCGUGGUGGAGGUGAAAUACAAAGACGGCUGGGCGCAGAUCUGCGACCAGGGCUGGACCAUCAAAAACACACGCGUGGUCUGCGGCAUGCUGGGAUUCCCACAUGAGAGGAAGGUCAACAAGAACUUCUACAAGUUGUACCUGGAGCGUCAGAAGAGCUUCUUCCACGUUCACUCCGUGGCGUGCACGGGCUCCGAGGUCCACCUGGCCGCCUGCCCCCUGGAGUUCCGCAAACCCAACGCGACGUCCAUCUGCCAGGGCGGCACGGCGGCCGUGGUCAGCUGCAUGCCGGGGCCGCAGUUCAUGCAGAACAGCGGAUUGAAAAAGAAACUUAAGAUAUCGAGCAACGUGAGGCUGAAGGGAGGAGCCAGGCUAGGCGAGGGUCGGGUGGAGGUGCUGAAAGACAACGAGUGGGGAACGGUGUGCGACGACCGCUGGAACCUUCAGUCAGCCAGCGUCGUCUGCAGGGAGCUCGGCUUCGGCACGGCCAAGGAGGCUCUGACGGGAGGCCGCAUGGGACAAGGAAUGGGUCCAAUCUACAUGAACGAGGUGAAGUGUCUCGGUCUGGAGAAGUCCGUCUGGAACUGUCCCUUUAAAAACAUCACAUCCGAGGACUGUCAGCACAUGGAGGACGCUGCGGUCCGCUGCAACGUGCCCUACCUGGGACUGGAGAACUUGAUAAGAAUCACAGGCGGUCGGACCCGGUACGAGGGUCGCCUGGAGGUGCUGAGCACAGACUCGAACGGGACGCAGAGCUGGGGUCUGAUCUGUGGAGAGACCUGGAGCACCAAGGAGGCCAUGGUGGCCUGCAGGCAGCUGGGCUUGAACUACGCUAACCAGGGCCUGAAAAUCCGGAUAGUGGGCGGCCGCAGCACUUAUGAGGGCCGGGUGGAGGUUCAGGUGGGGUCCAAGUGGGGCACAGUGUGCAGCACAGGCUGGACCACAAAGGAAGCCAUGGUGGUUUGCAGGCAGCUAGGGCUCGGCUACUCCAUGCAUGCCAUCACUGAGACGUGGUACUGGGACAGCAGCAAUGUGACCGACAUGGUGAUGAGCGGGGUGAAGUGCACGGGGAACGAGAUGUCUCUGAGUCAGUGUCAGCACCACAAGACGCUCAGCUGCCAGAAGUCUGCGGCAAAGUUUGCAGCGGGAGUCAUCUGUUCUGACACGGCCUCUGACCUGAUCCUGAACGCCCCUCUGGUCCAGCAGACGGUUUACAUCGAGGACCGUCCUCUGCACAUGCUCUACUGCGCCGCCGAGGAGGACUGUCUGUCAAAAUCUGCAGCCAAAGCCAACUGGCCCUACGGACACCGACGCCUGCUCCGCUUCUCCUCGCAGAUCCACAACAUCGGCCGCGCCGACUUCAAACCCAAGGCCGGACGCCACUCGUGGGUCUGGCACGCCUGUCACGGACACUACCACAGCAUGGAUAUUUUUACACACUAUGAUCUGCUGAACUCAAACGGUACCAAAGUGGCAGAAGGACACAAAGCCAGUUUCUGUCUGGAGGACACAGACUGUCAAGAGGGUGUUUCUAAGCGGUAUGAGUGUGCAAACUUUGGCGAUCAGGGCAUCACCGUGGGCUGCUGGGAUUUAUACCGCCACGACAUCGACUGCCAGUGGAUCGACAUCACCGACAUCAAACCUGGAAACUACAUCCUGCAGAUCGUGAUUAAUCCAAAUCAAGAGGUGGCCGAGAGCGACUUCACCAACAACGGCAUGAAAUGCAACUGCAAAUACGACGGACAUCGAAUCUGGCUGCAUAACUGCCACGUCGGCGACGCGUUCAGCGAGGAGGCGGAGAGGAGGUUUGAAAAAUACCCCGGACAGCUGAACAAUCAGGUUUCUUAAUCCACGAUCAAAACCAACCACAAAGUGAGACCGACAUCAGGUGCUUAAAAUAAAUAAAAACCAACCUCACACGCCUUUAAAAAACAACACAUCACUUCAUGGUUCAUGGAAGAAACCAUCAGCAGUGUUCCGGCGGUGCGAGUGUCGUAUGUCUGACUUAUUAUACUUGAAUAUUCAAGUGCUUAUUUCUUUAAUUUUUAGUGGAAUGUGAGCUUUAUGUUUAUCACGAGAAUUUAUGAAGCCAGUUGUACAGCCUUCUGUUGAAUGUUUUUUUUGUAGCUAUGAAUGAGGUUUAUUAUUUUUUAUAAUCAUGUGUGUUUUUUUUACAUUUUUAAAAACCUGAGGCAGGAACACAUGCAGCUCUGUGGGAAGUUUCACUGGUCUAACUGGUUCAUACUGGGAGUCACAGAUAGAUACACUGUCCUGAUUCCAAACGGCCUCCGAGCUGAGUAACAUCACUCUGGAUUGGUCCUAACAUGCUCGCCUCCCCACACAGCUCCUUUGGUGAAUGUAUUUAUUGCUAAAAAUGAAGGAAGGUAUCUGAGAAACAAACCUUCAGUUUGCUUCCUGGUUUUAAAAUCCCGUUUGAAGCCGCCUGAAGCUUCAGUCUGCGUCAUGUGUAGUCGUGUGUAACGCCAUGUAAGAUCUGACUCAAAAAACUAAAAAACUACAAUAACCUUCAAGAGUUCGUUCAUGUAUGCUGAUGUACUCUCACAUGCUGCACCCAAUAAAAGGAGAGGAAUUAAA
Messenger RNA from Labrus mixtus (cuckoo wrasse), 3208 nucleotides. It is a transcript of the gene loxl3b, whose product is annotated as lysyl oxidase-like 3b. NCBI's taxonomy places the organism in Eukaryota, Metazoa, Chordata, Actinopteri, Labriformes, Labridae. Gene Ontology annotation, biological process: peptidyl-lysine oxidation. Bases 20 to 2461 code for a protein of 813 amino acids. The record is from RefSeq and is a predicted model, not a curated record. The transcript has 14 exons. Gene Ontology annotation, cellular component: membrane. Gene Ontology annotation, molecular function: protein-lysine 6-oxidase activity; copper ion binding.